Messenger RNA from Moneuplotes crassus, 1538 nucleotides. Lineage: Eukaryota; Ciliophora; Spirotrichea; Euplotida; Euplotidae. The record is from the annotation of a GenBank genome assembly.
AUGGAGAAGAAGCUGACUAAAAAUAAACUUCUAGAACUAAAAACAAUCGAAAGUAAGAACAAUCUCAGAAAUGAGAUCCUACAGAUCAAUAAUCUAGCAAUGGAAUACUGUAAAGGUGAAUUAUAUGAUAAGUGUAUAAAAUAACAUCGAUAAGGCAAACCAUCUGAUAGAGCUACAUUUCCCGAAGAACUUUAGGUCCCAGAGGAACUCCAUCGUGGGGUAUAUAAACCAGGUCUUUAGAUACCAGCUGAUCUCGGUUACUUAUAACAAUUGAGCAUGUUUGUAUAAAUAAAAAGAGCAAGCUCCUUCUUGCAUUCAAGUGACUCCAAUUCGCUCUGAAUGCAGACAAGGAUUUACUCAGGCUUUUUGAGAAUAUAUCAGAGAUCAGGUCACGACAGAAGUUUGAGGCUUUAGAUAAUGAAGAACAACUUGAUAAACUUAGACUGAAUGAUUCAUACAGAAAUGAUAUGGCAAGUACUUAUUUGAACAUGUGUGCUGUUCUUUCCUUGAUGAAAACCCAUGAUAAAGCACUUGGCAUGGCACAGAAGGCCAUUGAGAUAAUUACCAACCAGAGAAAUGUCUAUUGAUUUGACCUAGAAACAACCGUUAAAAAGCUUGAAGAUAAGCUCAAGAUCACUCUUGCUGCUGGUUAUUACAACAAAGCUGUCGAAUUAGAAUAUCUAAAUCAGCAAAAAUAAAUUAAAAAGAGAGUACUCUCUUAUGUCUUAUUCUUCAAUUAAAUAACGCCAUUAUUGUAUGUAACAGUAUUCCAAAAGCAAAGGACUUGGAAAUUUACCAAGAAAUUAUGAAAUUCAACAAGAAAAUUCACAUUGUAAACCAGAUCAGGGUGUCUAGUAGAGGCUCUAGCCGUAGUACCCAGAAGAGAAUCUUCAGCCCACCAGCGUUCUCGAUACCAAAAGGAGAGACUAGUCAGUUUCAGAAUUUUUGGGCAAGCAGUCCAAAGUCAUCUGAUGGAACUAUUAAACCAAUGUAUUACUCAAGAACAAACGAAGAGAAAGCGAUUCCAUUCUUUCAAAACCGGAAGCAAUCCAAGGGAGAAAGAGUCAAAGGUGACCAGGCAGACAUAGGCCUUUCCUUCCCAUCGCCUAAGAAUAGCAUUGAUGAGAGAGAGUCUGAUAGCGAUAAUCAGCCCUAUAACCAACGAAACAUGAUUCACCAAAUGAAUUAUACUACCACUAGGAGGCAGAUGCCUCAAAUUUUGAAGUACAACUUCAAAAAUUCUUAUGCACUACCAAUAAAAUAACUCUUCAAAAACCAGUUUUGAAGUGCAGCCAAUUCCUGCCUUCAAGAGGUCGAUAGUACAAAUCCCUACCACGAACAGCAUAGGAAAUAUCAGCAAUAACAGUGGUGGGAGCAAGAACUGAGGUUCUGAAAGACUCUAUAUUGAUGAAUCCGAUUUCAUACAGUCAAAAAUGAUGGAGAUUGAGAAAGUGCAUAGAUCCCGAAAGAAAAAGAACAGAAGCACAAGACCAGUAGUUCCUAGAUUUUAAAUUUAUUCAAUUCAACUCUUUUACUAA